AUGGAUUUCAUAGAAGGACUGCCAAAAGCCCAUGGCAAGGAGGUCAUUUUUGUAGUGGUUGAUAGAUUAAGUAAAGCUGUCCAUUUCAUGGCUCUAAAGCACCCUUACACUGCUUUGGAGGUGGCCCAGAUAUUCAUCGAUGAUGUUUUUAAACUCCUUGGAAUGCCUAAGACUAUAGUUUCUAACAGAGAUGUAGUCUUCACUAGCAAAUUCUGGAAGGAGUUGUUCAAAUUGCAGAAGGUUUCUUUGCUAACUUCAACUACUUACCACCCUCAGACUGAUGGUCAAACUGAGGUGGUUAACAGAAGGUUACAAGCGAUAGAAGCCACAACUAGAGCUGUGAAGUCUCACUUAUUAAGACUUCAAAGCAGGAUGAAGUCCCAGGCUGACAGGGCAGGACUGAUAGAACUUAUGCAAUCAUCCAAAGGGUUGGACAAAUUGCAUACACUUUGGCUUUGCCUCCUCAGUCAAAGAUCCACCCCCGCAUUCCACAUUUCUCAGCUCAAAAAGAAGUUAGGUACUCACACAACUUCUACUACACUUCCAGUUGUUCAUGCUGAACAUGGCCAUGUCCUGCUUGCUCCUGAAGCCAUCUUAGACAGAAGAUUAGCUCCCAAGAAUGGCAGAUCUAUAACACAGGAUCUAGUCAAAUGGUUGAAUGUUGCCCUUGAGGACAAUACCUGGGAAGAUUGA
Molecule: messenger RNA, 693 nt
Organism: Nicotiana tabacum (common tobacco)
Lineage: Eukaryota; Viridiplantae; Streptophyta; Magnoliopsida; Solanales; Solanaceae
Source: RefSeq, a predicted model, not a curated record